UACCGAGCCCAGCACACAAAGCAAGGUUACUGAUAAAGCAACUGGUAUCUAAUAGUGAAGAUCAGAGAUAUAGUGAGGAAUAGCGAUAUACUGGGAAACGUUUUCCUGGGAGGAAUUACUUUAUAUGCUUCAGUAAAGAAUAGAGAAACUGAUUUGUACUGCCAGUUAGGGACUGAUAAGAAUUUUGAUAGUCAGUAACUGGGAAACGUAUUAUUUUUCUGGAAGAUAGUAUUGAGGGUGUUUUGUGUAUUUAGGGUUAGGACCUAGAAACUGGUAUCUACUGGUAGUAAAGGACAGCAUUUUUUAAUUGGUGCACGGUACACAAGGUUAUAGGGACAGAGAAAGUGAGCGUGACAGGGACUGGUAUCCAUUUUGAAGCUGGAAGUUUGUCGGCACUGGGAAGGCGGGAGAGUGAAGCACUGGUGUGGAGAGACUCAUGUAUACUGGGAAGGAGGGAGAGUGAAGCCGGUCCAUUGGAAAGAUGCCACGCUCGUUCCUGGUGAAGAAGCGACAGAGUCUGUCAGGGGCUCGACGCUGGAGGGAGACCCCUGAACAGCAGCAUGGAGACGGAUUCAUACCAGAGCCUUGCCCCCAGCCAGCCCCUGUCCUCGAGCCAGCCCCAGAGUCAGAGACUGGUGAGGGGAAGACAGCGGAAGAGUGGCGGAUACAGACUCCCGACCUGGGGGGGCAACAACAGCCCCCCGGAGACAGCCUGCAUCAGUACAACCCCAAUGUGGUCCCACAUCCCACUCCACGAGCCAAGGGUCGCUUGGCUCACUCGCAUGGUGACUUCCUCUGUCCGGUCUGUAACAAGGUGUUUCCGCUGCAGCGCAUGUUGACGCGUCACCUCAAGUGUCACAGCUCUGUGAAGAAGCACGUGUGCUGCUACUGCGCCAAGGGCUUCAACGACACCUUCGACCUCAAGAGGCACAUGCGCACGCACACAGGUAUACGUCCGUACGGCUGUGAGCUCUGUGAGAAGGCCUUCACUCAGCGCUGCUCCCUCGAGUCUCACUUGAAGAAGAUCCACGGUGUGACUCAGCAGUACGCGUACCGUGAGCGGCGCUCCAAGAUCUUCGUGUGCGAGGACUGCGGCUUCACCUCCGUCAGCGGGGAGGAGUACUUCCUGCACAUGCGUGAGCGCCACCCAGGCAGCCCUGCGCUGAGGCGAUACUUCCGCAAGCACGGUGCCAGCGCUGCCAGCAAGCUGGGAGCAGUGCUGCUGUACCCGGGGCCGCCCGCAGGGUACUAUCUGUGACAGCCAGCAUCUGGGACCCAGUGCACUGCCUGGGACUCACAACCAGAGAAAUCGAGAAGACUGCCUGGGACUCACAACCAGAGAGAUCGAGGACACUGCCUGGGACUCACAACCAGAGAAAUCGAGAAGACUGCCUGGGACUCACAACCAGAGAGAUCGAGGAGACUGCCUGGGACUCACAACCAGAGAGAUCGAGGAGACUGCCUAGAACUCACAACCAGAGAGAUCGAGGACACUGCCUGGGACUCACAACCAGAGAGAUCGAGGAGACUGCCUGGGACUCACAACCAGAGAGAUCGAGGAGACUGCCUGGGACUCACAACCAGAGAGAUCGAGGACACUGCCUGGGACUCACAACCAGAGAGAUCGAGGAGACUGCCUGGGACUCACAACCAGAUAGAUCGAGGAGACUACCUUGGACCCACACCCUAUGAGACAGAGGGGGUUGCCUGGGUCUCACACCCUACUAGAUACAGUGCAGUGCGCUAUCUGAGUCCCACACCCUACUAGAUACAGACUCACACCCAUAGUGAUAGGCAGCACUACCUGCUUCAAAUGAAUCUUGAAAGCACUGCUGACUUGCUGAAUAUAGAUGUGUUUUACUGUAUAUUUGUUUUUUUCCCAUGUAAAACCAAGCUUUGUGUUUUAUUCAAGGUCAGUGUGUUUAUAAAAAUAAAGCGUGUUCUUAUCAUACGUUUAGAAGCAGUUUUGAAAGAAAGACGUCACAGCAAGCCGCUUAAAGAAAGCUCUGCUUGGAAGCCACGGUUUUAGAUUGUCUUAUACUUCCUGUAGAGUGCAAUUGCCCACAUGACUUCACCGGCUUCUUUCCUGUCAAUAACCAAUCAGCUGCUUCCCUGACUGACUGACACCUAACAUAACCCAGAAGACACUGCUAAGGUGAAAUGACACAGGAAGUGCAAACAGAUAAUCUGUGAAAACAGGCAUACAAACUGAGAGCUUCUCUUAACCGAAAGCAGUACCAGAUAUCGUGUUUUAAAAUGAAAAUGCAAGUGUGCUAAUGGGUGUGUUUAUUUUAAAGAGAUGCUGUUUAUUAUUCUUAUUUAUUUACAUUUGUUUUGUAAAUAUGAGACCUGUGAAGUGAUGGCAAUACAUAUUA
Molecule: messenger RNA, 2375 nt
Organism: Acipenser ruthenus (sterlet)
Lineage: Eukaryota; Metazoa; Chordata; Actinopteri; Acipenseriformes; Acipenseridae
Product: putative transcription factor ovo-like protein 3
Exons: 4
Coding region: 482-1258 (258 amino acids)
Biological process (GO): regulation of transcription by RNA polymerase II; epidermal cell differentiation
Cellular component (GO): nucleus
Molecular function (GO): RNA polymerase II cis-regulatory region sequence-specific DNA binding; DNA-binding transcription factor activity, RNA polymerase II-specific
Source: RefSeq, a predicted model, not a curated record